Molecule: messenger RNA, 1817 nt
Organism: Homalodisca vitripennis (glassy-winged sharpshooter)
Lineage: Eukaryota; Metazoa; Arthropoda; Insecta; Hemiptera; Cicadellidae
Product: microsomal glutathione S-transferase 3-like
Exons: 5
Coding region: 156-575 (139 amino acids)
Cellular component (GO): nuclear envelope; endoplasmic reticulum; membrane
Molecular function (GO): glutathione peroxidase activity; glutathione transferase activity
Source: RefSeq, a predicted model, not a curated record
CACUUGACUUGUCACCUAGUUAAUGUAGUUAUUAUGUAGUAUGAUAAUAAAUAUAUUGCUGAGUACAGUAUUUGAACUGAUACAUCAGUGUCUACAUUAAAGGAUAUCAUAGCAGAUUUUUGUUGGCAUUACCUGUUUUGGGCAGCGGCUCUGAAAUGGUUUCAAUAUUAGUUCCUAAGGAAUACGGUUAUGUUGUCUUGGUGGCAGUUGGAUCAACUUUCAUGGUGAUGUGGAAAGGAAUUAAGGUUGGAGCUGCCAGAAAGAAGUAUAAUGUGGCUUAUCCCACAAUGUACAGCCCUACCAAUGAUCUGUUCAACUGCUAUCAGCGUGCACAUCAAAAUACGCUGGAAAACUACCCCCAGUUCCUAACUCUAUUGCUGUUGGGAGGCCUGCAACAUCCCGUCGUGGCAGCAGUUGCUGGUACAACCUGGUGUCUCGGCAGGAUCGCCUACGCCAGGGGCUACUACUCUGGAGAUCCCUCGAAGAGAAUGCAGGGAGGAUUUGGCUACUUUGGUCUGUUUACUCUGGUCGGGCUGACAGUGAAGCUGGGUAUCAACACACUCGGGUGGAUGUAGACAGUUCGAGUGGUUGUGUAAAAGCACUUAGUUUUUCCACAAAUAGAGCUGAUAAGAUAAAAAUUGUGUCAAUUCAUUGUCUGCUUUCACUUUUGAGUAUGCUAAAAGUACUGAUAUAUGACACAAUAUGCCUUUGUCCUAAAAAAUAAGUGUUCUUUAUGCGUACAAAUAUUUAGUUUUAUACUAUUUAAAAAAAAAAAGUUACUGUUCUCCAUUUUGAAUCAUGUAAAAAAUAUUUAGUCCACAAAGAAACAAGUAAAAAAGCAUAUUCUCUGCAUCACUUAGAUUAUACCCAAGCAAUGAAUAAAUUUUGACCUUAUGGCUCCAUAUUAAUGUUUUACUUUUAGCCUAGCAGCGCAAUGUUGCUUUUAUCCAAAGUCUGUGUAUCAAAAUAACAGUUUUGUUAAGAUUAAGUUGUACCCAAACUUAAUUAUAGUAUUUAAUAGGAAUUUUAAACAGUUACUUAUCAUAAAAACAUUAGUAAUCUUCAAAUCAAAAGUCAGUAUAAUGUAUUAAAAGAGUAAGCCUACAGGAAACUAAUUGUCUAAAAGGUUUCUAUAUAACGUAUGUGUUACAGAGGAACAAACAGGUCUUUCAGUGUUAUUUAACGCACAUAUACUUAUAUUUUAUUUAUACUUGUUAUCAAUUUUGUUACAUUUGAAUACAAUUUUAUUUUUAUUUAUCAUGGCAGUUGUGGACAGUCUGAGGAUAAUGGUUUUUGUUUUGAUAGUGUUAGUAAUAUAACACUUAAAACCAAUUUAAAUUUAAAUGCAGUGUAAUUUAUGUUAUGAAAUAUCUAUCUAUGCUCUUAGAUGUUUAUUUCUAGUAUUAGUUCUCUAGUAGUAUAUUAGUGUGUAUACAAUAGUAUAUUAGUUCUCCAUAUCAACCAAUUACAUUCUAUUAAUUGUAUGCAUUAUCAUCAGUAUUUUGUAUUUGAAACAUAGAAUAGAUGUUGAAUGAUUGUUUCCAAUAGAUGUUGAAAUGAUCGUGGUUGAUCAGUGUAAUGAGUAUAGUUAAAGCAAUACUAAAACACUAAUCACCAAAUCCUACCUUAAAAGCGUGCCGACCAAUCCUACGUCCUUAGCUGAGAAUGUGAAUGAUUUAUGUUAUUGAUGUAAAUGUGUGUUAAAUACCUAUUUAUCUUGUGAGACUUUUAUACUGUGUUCCUGAGAUUUAUAAAUGCUGUACAUGCAAUAUUUUGUGAUUGUUAUUUUGUCAAAAGAAAUAAACACUUUUGGCUUA